This is a messenger RNA of Cladocopium goreaui, 1476 nucleotides long. The record is from the annotation of a GenBank genome assembly. NCBI's taxonomy places the organism in Eukaryota, Dinophyceae, Suessiales, Symbiodiniaceae.
AUGAGGCACGGUGACGCGGACAUCUUGCAGCUCUUGGAGGAGUCAGUUCCUCGGGCGGACAUCUCAAAGGUGUCAAUCUUUGCCCAGCCACUGGCAAAGUACAACCAGGAGGCCACGAUGGAUUUCAAAUACCUGAACGACCGGUAUCAACGUGGCAAGUCCUCCAUUGUGGCCCACAUGGAUGAGAAGAUGAUGUUUGCUCGGUGCUCGUCCUUGGUGCUUGCACAUGCCCAGAUUGUGCAAGCUCAAGGAGCCCUUUCCAUCGAUGAAUCGGUGACACUUGCCCAGGGAAUCUCCAGUGGCAAUGCCAACACUGUCUCUUUUUGGUCCAUGGAUGUCUAUGAGAUUGCUGUCAACUUCCAAGAUGCUGCGCACCAGGGCUUGGCUGGUGUCUCUGGGCAUUCGAACGCGGCAUUCGCCAAGUCUCGGGCACUCCUUGGCUCGAUUGCAUCCGUCCCCAGGGCAAGGGUGCAGGAUCUUCAAAACCCUGACCCUGACAAAGCCUUGGUUCAACAGCGCGGGGUGGAAGCCACAAAGUUCAUACUGAUGCAGUUGCUGGAUGGCAUGAACAUUCAGGCAGCUUGGGAGCUUCAACGGGACUACCUUCUGAAGGAAGAUGGUGCGAUGCAGUGGGAUGUCAGAACCCUGUCCUUGUACCAUGACAAUGACUUGCCUACUUUGGAGUGCCUGACCGUCUCCGAUGGUGAUGUGAAGAUCCCUGACAUGAUCCAGCAGAAGUACCAGUCGACCCAUGUGGAUUCCCUGAAGCUGAUCACCGACAAGAUCAACCAGGAGACUGCGAUCAAAAGCGCGAUCAAGAACCACCAGGGAGCUGCGUCCUUGGCAAGCGGCGGGGGCACCAUGCAGAGGACUUUGGCAUCUCCAGACUGGGAUGGGAACCCGCCCUUGAAUUGGAGGAAAUCAGUUUUACUGUCUUCGGUUUCCAUGGCUGAUUUCGAUGCGGGCAACACGUUGGAAGCCUCCGCCAAUGUGGCAAGGGAUCCCAAUGUGCAAGUGGUGCUGACAAGUGUGGGGGGCUUGUGGUUGCUGAACCGUACCACCAGCAAGAUCGAUCUGCCUCCUGGUGAAUUGUUUGGGUUCAACACUGGAACCUUCAUCGAAGUUUUGAACACGCUCGCUGAUGUGAUGUGCGAAGUCACCAAACAGCGUGGAGUAACAGAAGUGCGAAUGAUCGAUCAUUCCCUUCAAGCGAAGCUGAAGGUUGGCCCAGACGGAGGCCAAAUUCCUCUGUCCUACCGUUACCGGGUGGGACCUGAAACCAAAGUGAACGCUUUUAAGCCAAAAGAUAUCCUGGACACAGAGGACCGGAUGAGCCUGAGAUCCGCUAUGUUUGGAGCUGUUUGGAAUGGAAGGAUGAGCCAGCUUCCCAAAACGGCCCACGCCGAUAUAAUUUGGGAGGCAAGGGGGAUCUUUGGAGGUCAAAUAGAUGGGUUUCCCACAAGAAGGCCCCCCUAA